Messenger RNA from Belonocnema kinseyi, 1280 nucleotides. It is a transcript of the gene Pbp45, whose product is annotated as snRNA-activating protein complex subunit 1. Gene Ontology annotation, biological process: snRNA transcription by RNA polymerase II; snRNA transcription by RNA polymerase III. The transcript has 5 exons. Gene Ontology annotation, molecular function: sequence-specific DNA binding. The record is from RefSeq and is a predicted model, not a curated record. NCBI's taxonomy places the organism in Eukaryota, Metazoa, Arthropoda, Insecta, Hymenoptera, Cynipidae. Gene Ontology annotation, cellular component: snRNA-activating protein complex. The coding region runs from base 110 to 1114 and encodes 334 amino acids.
GAAAUAAAUAAUGAAUUAUAAAUAAAAUCGUUCAACUUUAAACUUUAGAAACAUUACAUUCCUUUUCUGCAAUUCGAAUAAUAAAUAAUCAAUUUAAAGAAUUUCCAAAAUGGCAAAAAGAUCUUAUUAUUUGGCGACUGGAUUCAAAGAAGAUUGUGUUAAAUUACUGAAUUUAUUCGAUCAAAGAAAUAGCAUCAGAUUCGAAUCUUUUUGCAACGUCUGGAAAGAAAUGCAGUUUUCUCUCAUUUUUGCAGGCAGGCAAACUUAUUCGGAACUGCACGAAUUUUGCGAGGAAGUUUUGCACAUCGGAAAACAAUUUAUUCUUCCUCCCUAUACUUUCAAAGAAAGAAUCGGCGGGCUUUAUCUUUUGUACGGUCUCUACUAUAAAAUGCCAAUUAAAGACACUGUCAAAAUUAGACUUACACAAGAUCAAUGGACCAUUCUCAUGGAAUUGCACGAGCAAUUAAAGGAAGGCGAACAUCUCGACGCAAAUUUUAUUCUCUGCACUUUAAUCCACGACGAGGCUUUCCUUCAUACAAUUUUCGAGAGUGAGUGGGGUCUCGAAAAAUAUUACAGACAGAAGCAACUUCCCUCGAAUGCUUUUACAGUGAUGCCCGCCCUUUUAGAAUUGACACAAGAAGGUCAUCCCUUGGCAGAAGUUAGCGAUCUUGCAAAAAAGUACCGCCAAGUGACAACCUCUGUCUCCUCUGCGUCUGGCGAUACAAAAUCUGCCGCAAGUUUGAAGCUUUUUGACGAAAAUUUCGUUCAGGAAAUUUUAAAGGAUAUGCGAAGAUUGGAGAAUAAUAAAAUCUCUCUGAUCUCAAAUUAUUCGAGCGAGGGUGAAGGAUCAAGGUCUGACGGGAAAAAAGGAAAUUCAGGACGAAAAGAAUACAACAAAGUUCGUCCAAGGAUCGGCGACGGAUUCGACAUGGACACCUCCGACGAGGAAGAAGAAGUCUUCGAACCCCUCGAGAAUUACGACCCCAAUCUUGCCUCGACUUUCGACGACGAGGUGGAAAUGGAAGAAGUUGAACCAAAAAGGCAAAAAACCGUUCAAGUUUUGCUCCCCACAAGUACAAAAAUCAAAGAGGACCUCUCUUCCGAUCAAGAAUAACAGAAGAGAGAAAGAUUUUCUAUAAAGAUGCUCAGGCGGACUUGACAAGAGUCAAAAUUCUUCCGGCCGGCGAACCUUCUGAAUUUUAGUAAACCUUGAGCUGGUUGUUGUCGUCGAAACCGGCGCUGUGACCGGCGUUUCUCACGAUGAAACUCGUGCCGUCGUA